Molecule: messenger RNA, 937 nt
Organism: Colletotrichum phormii
Lineage: Eukaryota; Fungi; Ascomycota; Sordariomycetes; Glomerellales; Glomerellaceae
Exons: 3
Coding region: 437-937 (166 amino acids)
Source: RefSeq, a predicted model, not a curated record
CACUUCUCUCCAAACAAACACUGGUCUGGCUCCUGCAUUCGAAUAAUCUCAGCAGAGUCUCGUCAAUCAGCAAGCUCUCAUGUGGACAGCGGCGCGCUCAAAUGUUUCUCAAGUCUUCUUGUCUGGUCGCUUUCAGAGGACUUGGCUAGACAAUUGCUGUUACGCAUAGUAAUCGAAAUUCUCACGAAGCUUCAUUCAGUCGGUUGUUCUGUCGGAAUGUAGUAUGGAGGUGCCUUCAGCGUUUCCAGUAGCGGCAGCCAGCAGGGCAUGCAUGCAGGCCUUCAGAUAUCUCAUAACGACAUUAGAACAUCCAAACCAAAAUUCUGAAGGAAAGCUAGAUGUUAAGACUGUGGAGGCUCAACGUGAUCGGUUCAAAGUAUGGGCGACCAGCCUCGGGGGGCUGUAGCACGGAAGGGCGUCUCUCGAUUUCCCCCUCAUGGACACACCUCUCUUGCAGAAUAUGGUCUUGAAAUUCCUGAACCAGUUGCAGAAAUCUGUGAGCGAAAGCACUGAAAUUGUCGGAGGAAAGAGGCAACCGAAAGAGAAGAUGCUGGUUGAGGCUAUGAGCCAUCCUCAGGCCCACGAGUACGACUCUUCCGGUUCCAGCAGCUGCUCCGAUGAACUCGAGAAAAGUACUGACGAUGAAUCGCAAACCGAAUUGGGUCAGAACUCGGAGGAAAUCGAUGAUAUAAUAUCAUCGCUGUUCGCCCAGGACGAAGAACGCAACACUGUCGAUGUGUUCUCAGUAUACUCUGUGUUUGACCGGCGGCAUGUAGAAGAGUGGAUUCUCCAGCUGAGGAAAAGUUCCGAAGCGACAUUCUUAAAACCUAAAACAGCUGUCCAUACCACCUCGGACGAAGUCGACUAUGAAAGAUCCCAGUCGCAUGUCAAGGCCUCGAUAUUCAAAGACAAUGAUAAAAGACUCAUAGACCGCUGA